AUGUUUCAGAAGAAUUUAGGCAUCAAAGACUACUUCCGCAUACAAAAAUUCACUUUUCAACGCUUAGGCAUAGAUCUUACAAUCAAAAAUGGACGAGUCAUGCAACCAUAUUUCUUGGCUUUUAUUAUUUUUACGCUGGCUAUGAUCCUGCUACCGAUGGUGGUUUACAGCAGGCGGCAUUUGCAAGAAAUUGCCGAGGUGACCAAUGCAAUGACGCCAUUUAUGCAGGCCACGAUAACGCUUUGGAAGAUUUGGCGUGUCAUUUCGAGGCGAGAGGAAAUGGCACAACUAGUCGAAAGCAUUUAUGUGGUUUCGGCAAGAGCCAACAUGAGCGAAUUAAAUUACUUAAUACAGGAAAAUAAUCGCGAACGACUUAUGAAUAAAGCCUACUAUUGCUCGGUAUUGGUUACUGGAAUUUUAUCGCUGGCCGCACCUGUUUUGGUUAGCUUCUUACAAUACUUGCUACUUGGCGAAUUCGGCUAUAUUGUGGCGCUAAAAGGCGCCUACCCUAUUGACUUUGCACGACCGCUAAACUACUUCUUUAUCUGGCUUUGGUCGGCGAUUGCCAUCUAUGGUGUAAUUUAUGGUUCCGUAUCAGUUGAUAGCAUCUUUUCUUGGUACAUACACAAUAUAGUGGCAAAUUUUAAGAUACUACAAUCCAAAUUGGAAUCAGCAGAAAAGCUGCCUGACUUCGUGGAGCGUCGUGCAUCGAUUUACUACUGCAUUGCCUAUCAUCAGCGCGUCAUAGCAAUGGCCGAACAGUUGGAUUUCAUUUAUCGUCCCAUAGUUUUUGUACAAUUUUCACUUAAUGCUUUGCAGUUAUGUUUCUUGGCCUAUCAGAUUGGUAGUGGCGUUGUGUCAAAGGUGGAUUUGCCAUUUUUAUUUUUAUUCAUGAUUUCAGUAGGCAUACAGCUUAUGAUUUACUGCUAUGGAGGUCAGCGUUUGCAGAAUGAGAGCGAAAAUGUGUACAAAUCCAUCUAUAAAACUAUAAAUUCGCCUGCUUGGACGCUGGAGUUGCGCAAAGUACUCUUAAUCUCAAUGACGCGCGCACAGAAGUCCUGCAAAUUGACGGGUAUAUUCUUUGAUGUGGAUUUGCCUUUGUUUUUAUGGUUUUGGCGCACCGCUGGUUCGUAUGUAACGCUUCUACGCAGUGUGGAUCAACAAAAUAUGUAA
This is a messenger RNA of Rhagoletis pomonella (apple maggot), 1173 nucleotides long. Its product is annotated as odorant receptor 45a-like. Gene Ontology annotation, cellular component: plasma membrane. Lineage: Eukaryota; Metazoa; Arthropoda; Insecta; Diptera; Tephritidae. The transcript has 5 exons. Gene Ontology annotation, biological process: detection of chemical stimulus involved in sensory perception of smell; sensory perception of smell. Gene Ontology annotation, molecular function: odorant binding; olfactory receptor activity. The record is from RefSeq and is a predicted model, not a curated record. The coding region runs from base 1 to 1173 and encodes 390 amino acids.